Molecule: messenger RNA, 934 nt
Organism: Coprinopsis cinerea okayama7#130
Lineage: Eukaryota; Fungi; Basidiomycota; Agaricomycetes; Agaricales; Psathyrellaceae
Product: small GTPase Rac1
Exons: 9
Coding region: 170-754 (194 amino acids)
Biological process (GO): cortical cytoskeleton organization; actin filament organization; regulation of actin cytoskeleton organization
Cellular component (GO): cell cortex; cell projection; cytoskeleton
Molecular function (GO): GTPase activity; protein kinase binding; GTP binding
Source: RefSeq, a predicted model, not a curated record
CUCAGCAUCAGCCUCUGUUUCUCGUUCCCCGUCUGAUACCCUCACGUCCUCCAGGUUUUUUGACGUCCAGAAGCUUUCGACUCGCUUUCCUGUUUCACCCCGAUAACGACACCAGUUUCUCUUCUUUCUGUUUCUCUUUUUAGGACUCUUCGGUCGCUCUAAACUUACAAUGCAAGCCAUUAAAUGUGUCGUUGUGGGAGACGGUGCUGUAGGGAAGACCUGUCUUCUCAUUUCUUAUACAACAAACGCGUUCCCCGGUGAAUAUAUUCCAACUGUAUUCGACAACUACUCUGCGAAUGUGAUGGUAGAUGGAAAGACCAUUUCUCUGGGAUUAUGGGAUACUGCUGGUCAAGAAGAUUACGACCGACUCCGACCCCUGUCAUACCCUCAGACCGACGUUUUCCUCAUUUGCUUCUCGCUUGUUAGUCCCCCUAGUUAUGAGAACGUCAGGACAAAGUGGUACCCUGAGAUCUCUCAUCACGCACCCUCGACAUCCAUCGUUCUGGUUGGCACCAAGCUUGAUUUGCGGGAAGACCCCAUGACCAUUGAGAAGUUGCGAGAGCGCCGCAUGGCACCUAUCCAAUACUCCCAGGGCGUUGCAAUGGCGAAAGACAUUGGCGCAGUGAAAUACCUGGAAUGUUCCGCGCUCACCCAGAAGGGUUUGAAGACAGUCUUCGACGAGGCUAUUCGCGCAGUCUUGAACCCACCCCCUCGUGUCAGCAAGAAGAACUCGAGUCGCUGCGUCAUCCUAUAAAUACAGACAUCACUUCCCUCUCACGACUCCUGCGUUGGUCCAUCAUGAUUGGAUUUCUUUCAGUUUUUUGCUAUAUCACGCCAUUUAUGUCUUUGCUCAGCCUUAUAAACUCUUCUUGUGACGACUCUGUACCUUCUAUCGACAGUCUGGUUUCUAUAUGCGUAACAACUAGUUUGAUCA